UUUAUUUGAUCACUAAUUAAAAUUAAAAUUAGUUUUAAAAGCAUGGUGAAGACUUUGACUGGUAUAUUUUUUUUUUUUUCCUAUGAAUGAAUACUUUCCUAACAAACCAACCACCUUAACAAAUUACCAAAACACCAAAAGAGAGAAAACUUUACUUUAUAUGGCAAGUAAGGGUAUUUUAGUAAUAUGAAACGAAUAGCUUCACUGUCCGUUAUAUAUGGAAACAAUCACAAGGAAGAAGAAGAUCAGAAGAAGAUCAGAAAAUGCAGCAGCUCCGACUUUCAUUCGCCGGCGCCGGAGCUUCAGUCCUCUCUAUCAUCUUCUUCCUUGCAUUCGUCUCCACGACGGAGGCGCAUAACAUCACGCGUAUACUCGCCAAGUUUCCAGACUUCUCUGCGUUCAAUCAUUACCUCACUCUUACGCAUCUGGCCGCCGAGAUCAACAGUCGCCGGACAAUAACCGUUUUGGCAGUCAGCAAUGAAGGAAUGGAGGAUCUAUUAUCAAAGCACCUACAGAUCUCCUUCAUUAAGAAUGUUCUUUCGUUUCAUGUGCUCCUCGAUUACUUCGACGCGAGGAAACUUCAUCAGAUCACCGGCGGAACUGCUCUAGCUGCUACAGUUUUUCAAGCUUCAGGCAAUGCUCCUGGAUCCUCUGGAUUCGUCAAGAUUACUGAUCUCAGAAGAGGCAGAGUCGGAUUUGGCGCGCAGGAUACCGGAGGGAUUAUCGACGCCGUGUUUAUCAAAUCCUUAGAAGAGAUCGCUUUCAACAUCUCCGUCAUCCAAAUUAGUAAGAUCCUGCCGCUAACAACGGCGGAGGUACCUUCACCGCCUCCAAGUCCGAUAAACAUUACUUCACUGAUGUCUGCUCAUGGCUGUAAGGAAUUUGCCGAGACUUUACUUUCGUCUGCUGCAGAGAAAGCAUACGAAGACAAUCUAGAUGGAGGAGUUACGAUAUUUUGCCCCGGCGACGAUGUUUUCAACAAAUUUAUACCAAUAUACAAGAAUUUAUCCGCCGACGAACAGCAAUCUCUACUCGAAUAUCACGGAAUUCCUCUUUAUGAAUCUCUAUCGACUUUGAGAUCCACCAAUGGUGUGAUGAACACGCUUGCUACAGAUGGAGUAGACAAGUAUGGAAUUGUGGUGCAAAAUGAUGGUGAAGAUGUAACGCUGAAAACGAAUGUUGUUACGGCGAGGAUUACGGGAACGAUAAUUGAAAAACAGUCAUCGGUAGGGAUUUUCAUGAUCGAUAAAGUUCUUUUACCGAUGGAGAUCUUCAAUGCUACUACUACUAUUUCAUCGCCAGCUCCUUCUCCAGGACCAGAUGAUGACGUUGAGAAGCCAAAAUCACCGCCGCCGAAGGGAAAGCGACCAAAGCAUUUGUCGCCGCCGGCGCCUGAUUCUGAUUCUGAUUCUCCGGCGUUAUCUCCUGACGACGAUGCGGCGGAUCAGACGGAUGAUACUAAUAGUGGCGCCGCCGGUAACGGAUUAUCUGCCGGAGUUCCAUUGUGUAUGUUGUGGGUAUUUUUACUACUGUAACUUCUUUCUUUGUGGUUUUUUCUUCUCUUUUUACUCUUGUAGAAAGUAAAAAGAAACUUGAAUAUUGGUUGGUCCAU
This is a messenger RNA of Impatiens glandulifera, 1612 nucleotides long. RefSeq names its product fasciclin-like arabinogalactan protein 1. Gene Ontology annotation, cellular component: plasma membrane. The transcript has 2 exons. The record is from RefSeq and is a predicted model, not a curated record. The coding region runs from base 264 to 1535 and encodes 423 amino acids. NCBI's taxonomy places the organism in Eukaryota, Viridiplantae, Streptophyta, Magnoliopsida, Ericales, Balsaminaceae.